AUGAGUAAUGAAAAUAUAUCUAAAGAUGAAAAUUCAAUACAUUCUAAUAUGGGAUCAAAUAAUCAAUUUAAUACAUUGACGUCAAUAGAUAAACCAGAAUUUCUUGGUAGACCAAUACCGAUGCCUUUAAAAUCAACAACAAAUAUUGAUAUAAAUCCCGUAUUAAGUAAUAUUACUGUUCCAAAUAAAAUUUUCUUAGAUAAUACAUCACAAAAGAGUUCAGUGGCUCCAACGGCAACUACAACUGCUACUGCGACGACGGCAACUACAGCCACCUCAACCGUACAAAGUCAAAUAGAUAAUCCAAUAGAUUUACGAAAGAUUAGAGCCGAUGAUAAUAUUAGUGUUCCUAAUAAGAAAAAUAAUAACGCUGGAAGUAUACCGAUACCUAAAACAUUUUCACCUGCUGUAGCCGCACGUAUACCAUCUAUAAAGGACUCGUCAACAACACUAUCCCGAGAACAACAGCAACAACAAAAUAAAAACACAUCCCUGACUUUUACAUUGAAUAAUGAAAAAAAAUUGAAAAGGUCAAGUACUUAUGCAUCUAAAUCUACAGUUAAAGCCAUUCCAAUAGCAUCAAAUAAGAAAAAUAAUACUUUAAAUUAUUCAUUAAAUGAUGCAGAAUCUUCUAUAAGUAGAUCUUCAUCAAUGACAACAUCUCUGUCGAGAAGUUUCUUAUUUGGCUUCUAUAAUGAUAAUAAAAAAUCAAAACAAACAACUAAAAAUGUUUUAUCAAAGGAAUAUUGGAUGAAGGAUGAAAGUUCAAAAGAAUGUUUCACGUGUGGGAAACCAUUUAAUACUUUUAGAAGAAAACAUCAUUGUAGAAUUUGUGGUCAAAUAUUUUGUAGUUCUUGUACCCUUCAAAUACCUGCUGAAAAAUUUGGAUUUUCAGGAAAUAUGAGAGUUUGUAGCAAUUGUUUUGAACAAGCAAAUAAUUAUGAGGAUUCUAGUGAUGAGGAUGAAGAUAAUAUAGUAGAUGUAUCUGGUCAAGUUAUAGAUCAUCCGCAUUCAUUACUAAAAAAUGAUAUUGAUAACGACUACAACAAUAAUAACAACAAUAUUAGUAGAUCUAUGACAUCUAUAAAUGAAGAAUACUAUGAUUCACAAAAUCCAUCUGAAUUAUCUACAAAUGGAAAACAAAAUGAGAUUUUAUUAUUGAAUAACGAUGAUGUUCAAAGUAUAAUGACAUCAGGUGAAGAUUCAAAAUUAUUUGUUUCAACCCCACCACCACCACCGAAAAUGGCUAUACCUGCCACUAGACAAGGGGAAUCUUUAGAGAUAUCAUUUAAGGAUAAUACAGGCAGAAACAAAAAAAUAAUUUCUCCAAAUAACAAUGUCAAUCAUGGACUCCCCAGUGUGAUGAAAAUGGUCAGUCCCAGUAAUCACAACAGUUAUAAUCGUGAUCCUCAUUCUUUGAGAGAUAUAAGUCUACUUAGAACACCUUCAUCUUCCCCAUUUAAAAGUGGAAAUUUUUCAAACAAAGGGGAGACAAACUACCAUCAACCUUAUCAUGUAAGGAAUAAACCAAGUGCUACAAGACUAGGAAGAUCAAUAUUUAAUUACGUAACAUCUGCCACAUCUGCACCCUUCGAUGAAAGGUCCGAAACAACACUUCAUGAUAACCAACAAAGACAAGCUACAGAUCAUGCCAAAAAUAUUAUAGAGAAUUUAACAAAUAAAAAUUUUAAAUUUAAAUUCAACUAUGGCCAGAAAAGUAAUGAUAAUAAAGAACUAGAACAAACAGUAUCAGAUUCUGACAGUCAAAAAACUCAAACAAAAUUAACACCAGAUGAGACUAGAGAAGAUGAGGGAACUAUGUCGAUAUAUUCCUCUUUAAAUGGUGCUGUGCACUCUGAUAACCCUAUCAGAUCAACAAGAAAUUCGACAAGAUCAUUCCAAAGAGCCGAAGCUUCAUUACAACGUAUGAGAAGUAGGAGGAAAAGUAAAAGUAAAACCGGUACUGUUAACAUAUAUAGAGAUAUUAACUUAUUAACUCACAGUACUCCAAACUUAUUAUCAGUUGUCAGCGAUAAUGAUACAUCUGAAUUUGCAAUAGGUAAAUUUCCAGAUGAUAGCUCUGUAGUCAAUGAGGAUAAUAAUAGUCAAUCAUUUGAUACUAUCGAAGGUACAGAUUUUAAUUCCAAGACCAAUAUGAAUCUCUCAGGAUCACAAAAUUCAAAACCCCAAACAACCCCAAAUUCACUUUCAAAUUCUAUGAUUAUUUCAUCGAAACACAAUAGUGGAAAAUCUAACACUUUUAAUCAGUGGAAAAGAUUAUCCAGUAUGUCAGGGUUAAGAUAUCAUCAGGGAAAUAAAAAUGUUCUAAAUGAGGUUGCUACAUUGCACUUCAAAGAAUUGUUAAUUCAAGUUCUAAAUGAUCAGGAUAUAACAAAUACUGAUAAAUGGCUAAAUAUAUUGGAGGAUAUGGCACUAGCAAAUAUUCAGAAUAUCACACUUAGUGCCAGAGAUUCUAACACCUUAGAUUAUAGGCAGAAAUAUGUUAAAAUAAAAAGAAUAACAGGUGGAUCAAUUACAGAUUCAGAGUAUAUAGAUGGUAUUGUGUUUGCUAAAGCCCUUCCUAUGAAAGGUAUGCCAAGAUAUGUUGAUAACCCAAGGAUAUUAUUGGUCAUGUUUCCUUUAGAAUAUCAAAGAAACGAAAAUCAAUUUUUAAGUAUAGAAUCUGUCUUUUCACAAGAAAAAGAAUAUCUAAAUAAACUAAUUUCCAGAAUUACGUCAUUAAACCCAGAUAUUAUAUUUGCAGGGGCCAACGUUAGUGGUUACGCCUUACAAUUAUUACACGAUGCAGGGAUAGUAGUCCAAUUCAAUAUAAAACCACAAGUGAUUGAAAGAAUAGCAAGAUUAACGGAGGCAGAUAUCGCAAUAUCAAUUGAUAAAUUGGCAUCAAACGUCAAAAUGGGAGAGUGUGCAUCAUUCGAAAUCAAAACAUAUAUUUAUGGGAAUAUCAGCAGAACGUAUACUUUCCUUCGUGGAUGUAACUCGUCCCUUGGAGGAACGAUCUUGUUAAGAGGUGAUAAUGCUGAUAAUUUAAGAAAGAUCAAACACGUAGUUGAAUUUAUGGUGUAUGUUGAAUUUUCUUUAAAAUUAGAAAGUUCGUUUUUUAAUGAUAAUUUUAUUCAACUAUCAACAAACUUUUAUUUACAACAAAAGAUUGAAAAGGAAACAAUGGUUUGCUCAGGAUACUUUUCCGAUUUUCUGCAAAAAUUGAAUAAGAGAAUUCUUACUGUGUCCCCCACUGUUGAAUUUCCGAUUCCUUUCCUUUUAAAAAGAGCAAGAGAUAUCGAAGCUAAUAUUGAUCAUAAGCUGUUAGAAUAUGAUAAACUUAAUGAUGACAGUACAACCAAUGAUGCUAACCAACUUACAGACUUGGAUAUAAAAUCAACUUUGACACUCACAGAUGUGAAGCAUAUCUCAAAAUUUAUAAUGGAGAGGGAGAUAAAUGAUUUAAAGCUGCAAUUUCAAAGGAAAAGCCGUCAAUGGGAAGUGUCAUAUUCUUUGUCAAGCAAUCUUUUGGGUACAGGUUCACAUCAGUCAAUCACUGUAUUAUAUUCUAUGGUUUCUACCAAAACUGCUACCCCAUGUAUUGAUCCGCAGCUUGUCACAAUUGAUUACUUCUGGGAUACCGAUAUCUCUAUUGGUCAAUUCAUAGAAAAUGUUGUUUCAACAGCAUGGUAUCCCUGUGAUGGUGGUUGUAAUGGACUUUUGUUCGACCACUAUCGGAGUUAUGUUCAUGGCAGUGGGAAAGUUGAUGUCCUUAUUGAAAAAUUCCAAACUAAACUACCCAAAUUAAAAAAUGUAAUUUUAACUUGGAGUUAUUGCAAAAAAUGUGGUACAUCGACACCGAUUCUGCAAUUAAGUGAAAAGACAUGGAAUUAUUCGUUUGGGAAGUAUCUGGAAGUAAUGUUUUGGAGUAAAAAGGGAAGUCUAUCAGACAUUGGGAAAUGUGAACAUGAUUUCACUAAAGACCAUGUGAAAUAUUUCGGUUAUAAUGACCUAGUUGUUAGGAUGGAAUAUUCAGAUCUUGAAAUAUAUGAACUACUGACACCUCCUCCCAAAAUUAAUUGGAAACCUAAGGUCGAUAUAAAAAUGAAAGUGGAACUAUAUUACCAAAUUUUGGACAAGAUAAAUAUGUUUUAUGAAAGUGUUACCAAUAGAUUAGAUAGAAUCAAAUUGGAUAGUUUAUCAGAGGAGAAAAUUCAAUCUGGAGAAGAAAUCAUAUUAAGUUUGAAGGAAAAGUCUGAAACAGAGAAGAAAACAUUAUUCGAUAAUUUGGAAACAAUAUACAGAGGAACUUCGGGAGACUCACAUUUGAAAUUGAAUAGUAUAGUUAAAGAAUUAUAUGACAAUGCUCUGGCUUGGGAUUCUGAAUUUAGUUCUUUUGGAAAAACAUUUUUACCAUCUGAAACAGAUAUUUCUCGUAUUACAACAAACCAAUUAAAAAAGUUUUUCUCUGAUGAAAACAAUGAUAGAAAAAAUAGUAUAUCUUCCUUAGGUUCAUCGAAGUUCAAGGAGCCCAAAAGCAUUAUUGAUGCCACAUCUGAACAAAAAUAUAAUGAAGAAAAAGCGGUAGAAGAACCAACAAAGACGGCAUCAACUGAGGAAAUACCAAACUUAAAACCAGAUAUCAAUUCAUUUUCGGAAAUUGAUACCAGUCCAGGAGAAAUAAAAACGAUUGAUAAUCAGCCAAUACCGCUACUUCACAAGACACAUAUACCAUCACCACUAAUCGAUUCAAAUAUUAAUAAGGAUGGGCGAUCAUAUUCUAACUCUUCCAAAUCCAAUAAUGUUACCAAGCUGGCUAACUUCUUUGAUCAAAUGCAUCUAGAUGCUAUUUCAAAGGAAUUUGAUUUACAACGUGAAUUACAACGUAGAAAAUUAAACAUGACUAAAUACCAAGGCUUAAAGCCACAAUCAAUAUCACCAAUAGUAGAAAUAUAUAAGGAUGUUAAUGAUGCCGUGGAUGAACCGUUACAUGAUAUAAACAAGGAUAACCAUGUGGAUUCUCUUUUUAGUUAUAAAAAGGGUGCUCAGUUGGGUGAUAGAUCAUCACCUACUCAGCAACUAAAUCAGAACUUGGAGAACGAAUUAGAGAAUUCGAUCACUCAGUGGGGACAACACUUCUUAAAGAAAGAUGAUGUAACAAAACCAAAGGAUGGGGAUCUUGUUAUUGAGUUUGCAGAUAAAGUGACUGAUAGUAAUACUCCUGAACCUUUACCUCCAGUGACGACACCCACAGUUGCAGUUAAGGAUGACUCUACUCCGGCCCCUGAAAAGAAUCUAUUAAUGAAAGCACUAACAAACUUCUGGGCCGAUAGAUCACCAUCUCUGUGGAAUCCACUAUUAUAUCCCACGUCCCCUACAGAACAUGUCUUUUCAGAUAAUACUGUUAUAAUUCGCGAGGAUGAACCAAGUUCGUUGAUAGCUUUCUGCCUAAAUACAACUGAUUAUAGAACUAAAAUCAAUAAAAUGGAAACCCAACACAAACAGAAGGUUUCAGGUGAUGGUACACUAGAUGAGGUACAAACUAAUCAUACGAAUGACGAACAAGUUUCAGAGACCCAUAAAGUGGAAGCAUCAGACAAGGAGUCUACUUCAAGAAUGAUAGAAACUGGCUCGACCACGACAGUAACCGGAGAGCAUAACACAAAUGGAAAUACUGCAACACCUUCAGUAAAUCAACCUGUGGAUAACGAAUUUAAUACAUUAGAAUCCUUUAUGACAAAGAAAACUGCAGUUCAUCUGAGAUAUCAGUUUGAAGAUGAAUUAACAGUCAUGUCAUGUAAGAUUUUUUUCACAGAACAUUUCGAUGCAUUUAGAAGAAUAUGUAACUGUGGAGAUAAUUUCAUUCAAAGUUUAUCAAGAUGUGUCAAAUGGGAUUCUAGUGGUGGUAAGAGUGGUAGUGGAUUUUUGAAGACUCUCGAUGAUAGAUUUGUUAUCAAAGAAUUAUCUCAUUCUGAAUUAGAUGCAUUUAUUAAGUUUGCACCAAGUUAUUUUGAAUAUAUGGCACAAGCAAUGUUUCAUGAUUUACCUACUUCAUUGGCUAAAGUAUUUGGAUUCUAUCAAAUUCAAGUAAAGAAUUCAUUGUCUGGUUCUAAAAGUUAUAAAAUGGAUGUAAUUAUUAUGGAAAAUUUAUUUUAUGAAAAGAAAACAAGUAGAAUAUUUGAUCUUAAGGGAUCGAUGAGAAAUAGACACGUUGAACAAACGGGUAAAGAGAAUGAAGUGCUUCUAGAUGAAAAUAUGGUGGAAUAUAUAUAUGAAUCACCUAUACAUGUACGAGAGUAUGAUAAAAAAUUAUUAAGAGCAUCUCUUUGGAAUGAUACAUUAUUCUUAGCUAAGAUGAAUGUUAUGGAUUAUUCAUUAGUGGUUGGAAUUGAUAAUGAUAAUUAUACAUUGGUAGUUGGGAUCAUUGAUUUCAUUAGAACAUUCACAUGGGAUAAGAAACUUGAAAGUUGGGUUAAGGAGAAAGGUUUAGUUGGUGGUGGAAGCAGUAGUAUUAUUAAGCAACCUACUGUUGUUACGCCAAGACAAUAUAAGAAUCGUUUUAGAGAGGCUAUGGAAAGGUAUAUAUUAAUGGUCCCUGAUCCUUGGUUCCAAGAAACGAAUUAG
This is a messenger RNA of Maudiozyma saulgeensis, 6627 nucleotides long. The record is from the annotation of a GenBank genome assembly. Lineage: Eukaryota; Fungi; Ascomycota; Saccharomycetes; Saccharomycetales; Saccharomycetaceae.